This is a messenger RNA of Rhagoletis pomonella (apple maggot), 822 nucleotides long. RefSeq lists its product as uncharacterized. The coding region runs from base 1 to 822 and encodes 273 amino acids. The record is from RefSeq and is a predicted model, not a curated record. Lineage: Eukaryota; Metazoa; Arthropoda; Insecta; Diptera; Tephritidae. The transcript has a single exon.
AUGCCCAACAUGGAGGGCACGGCAUCCGACGAUAGUCGUACAGAAUUCAAGCCAAUCCUUUCUCAAUCCAGCGUUAUCCGACCAAUCCAAUUCAAUCCGGACAAACCGUCGCUGUGGUUUGCGCAGAUUGAAGCGCAAUUUACAAUUUUGGGGGUAUCGAAAGAAAUAGAUAAAUUCUAUCACGCGAUUUCCGUAAUCGAUGCUCGCUACGCAGCAGAAGUAGAGGACAUCAUUGUGCAACCGCCUGGUGCAAAGCCGUACUUAACCCUAAAAGCGGCACUUAUCACGCGUUGUUCUAAAUCUAAGGAAGCUAAGCUUCAGCAGCUUCUAGAGGGUGAAGCAAUUGGCGACCGUACGCCGUCUCAAUUUUUACGUCACCUCAAGUCGUUAGUAACUGGGGUCGGCGAAGAUGUCAUUAAGGCAAAGUGGCUGUCCGCGUUUCCCAAAGACACCCGCGCCAUGUUAGCACUGCAAUCAACCGCCUCAUUAGAUGAGUUAGGUGCAAGCGCUGACAAGCUGCAUGAAAUUCUUCAGAAUAGGCAGACAGCCGCGGUAACACUUAGUUCGGGCAGCAAAGACUUAACUACACAAAUCUUUAAUUUGACCAAACAAGUGGCCGCGCUGAACACUACGUUCAACAAUCACCAGUCCAGGUUAGGUGGCAGACAACAAAAACCAUCACGACACAUGUCACUCAGUCACUCGAGAAUUCGUAAACUGAAUUCAAAUGGCAUCUGUUACUAUCACGCCAAGUUCGGAAAAGACGCAAAACGCUGCACCGAGGGUUGCAAAUUCUCGGGAAACGCAAAAGAGAGUGACUAG